AGGCGCUCGAAGCGGGCUGCGGCACCUUGCGCCCAUCUGCUGGAAGCUGUCGAAGGGGAAACUGACCGUCUGGGUAGCGCUUUCGGCUCUGCCUGGUUACCUCCUCGCGGUGCCGGGCGCGGUGGACCCGCUGACGGCGGCGGCGCUAGCGAGCGGCACUUUCCUCACGUCCGCAUCGGCGCAGACCCUCAACCAGCUGAGGGAGGUGGACCGGGAUGCCAGGAUGAGACGCACUGCGCAGAGGCCGCUCCCGACAGGACAGAUUUCCCGCGAGGACGCCGCGAGGUUCGCGGUCGCGUCCGGCUCCCUGGGCCUCGCGGUGCUCGCGGCGGGCGCCACGCCCGCCACCGCCGCGGUGGCGGCCACCACAAUCGCGACGUACGUCUGCGUGUACACGCCGAUGAAGGUGGUGUCGCCAUACAACACGCACAUCGGCGCCAUCAGUGGGGCUUUGCCGACCCUGCUCGGCUUCACCGCCGCGCUCGGCGCCGACGCCCUCGCGUCGCCGUGGGCGCUCGGGGCGUGGUGGCUCUUCGGCAUGCAGG
Molecule: messenger RNA, 545 nt
Organism: Prorocentrum cordatum
Lineage: Eukaryota; Dinophyceae; Prorocentrales; Prorocentraceae
Source: the annotation of a GenBank genome assembly